GCUUUUGACCCCUUUGCCUGUCCAGAUGGACGAACAGAACCAAAAAAAAAUAUCUUUGCACUUUGCUGCUGGUUGUCUGAGUCUAGGGAAAAGUACCUAAUUCUUUAUUGUUUUGUGUAAGAUUUUCACGAUUCACCAUGUCCCUGACGAAAACGAACAUGCUGGUGCGCACCUUCAGCACAUCAUCGGCUGCUGCUCAGCUUAUAAAACCUCCUGUUCAAGUUUUCGGCUUGGAAGGCCGAUAUGCUGGUGCCUUGUACUCUGCGGCUUCAAAAAGCAAAGCGUUGGAUGCGGUUGAAAAAGAGCUUAUCCAAUUUCAACAAUCGAUUAAAACUGACAUUAAAUUGAAGGAAUUCCUUGUUAAUCCAGUGCUCAAGAGGAGUAUUAAAUCCGAUGCACUUAAACACUUGGCAGCUAAGACUAACAUGUCAGCAACAUCUGGUAACUUACUAGGACUGUUAGCUGAUAAUGGUCGCCUUGAUAAACUGGAACAAAUUAUUAAUGCAUUCAAAAUCAUCAUGGCUGCACACCGUGGAGAGGUUACAUGUGAGGUUAUAACUGCCAAACCUUUGGAUGCAACUCAGAAGCAGAACUUGGAAGCUGCACUUAAGAAAUUCCUGAAGGGUAACGAAACUUUACAUCUGACUACUUCUGUUAACCCAUCAUUAAUUGGUGGGAUGGUAGUAUCAAUUGGUGAUAAAUAUGUGGACAUGAGUGUAGCCAGCAAGGUUAAGAAAUACACAGAGCUCAUCAGUGCAACAGCCUAACAUAGUGUAGAAUAUUAAGCAAAGCAUUGUUUGAAAAUAUUGUUUAAUUUUGAAGUAAAAAACUGAUAAUCAUGUAGUUUAUGUAUUUAUUUUAUUUCUAAUAAAGGUGUAACAUUUAAUUAAAACAAAUAAUUCUUGGGUUUUUUUUAGAAAAUAUAUAUAAUAAUAUUUAUGAGUUCACAUAUUAACAGUCCGAUGUACCAUAUGUGGUACAAGAGAACUAUGCUACUCUAUGGGCUCUAGAACAACGGAUUAAUCAAAUUUGGAGUGUUCUUUGUGGACUUGUGGCCAAUGAUUUAAUAGGAUAAGUCAAAAACAUGUCUUAUUUUUUAAGUGCUGCCAUAUAACAACACAGAAUAAAAUAGCUUAGUAAACAAA
Messenger RNA from Leptidea sinapis, 1145 nucleotides. RefSeq names its product ATP synthase subunit O, mitochondrial (gene ATPsynO). Gene Ontology annotation, molecular function: proton-transporting ATP synthase activity, rotational mechanism. Bases 138 to 767 code for a protein of 209 amino acids. Lineage: Eukaryota; Metazoa; Arthropoda; Insecta; Lepidoptera; Pieridae. The transcript has 4 exons. Gene Ontology annotation, biological process: proton motive force-driven mitochondrial ATP synthesis. The record is from RefSeq and is a predicted model, not a curated record.